This is a messenger RNA of Pelobates fuscus (common spadefoot toad), 4492 nucleotides long. It is a transcript of the gene MBNL1, whose product is annotated as muscleblind like splicing regulator 1. Bases 1298 to 2776 code for a protein of 492 amino acids. Gene Ontology annotation, biological process: regulation of RNA splicing. Gene Ontology annotation, molecular function: metal ion binding; RNA binding. The transcript is spliced from 12 exons. Lineage: Eukaryota; Metazoa; Chordata; Amphibia; Anura; Pelobatidae. Gene Ontology annotation, cellular component: nucleus. The record is from RefSeq and is a predicted model, not a curated record.
ACAAGGCAGAGCAGGAGAAGAAUUAGCUUAGAAGUGAUCUGCAGUUUAUAGGGCUUGCCCAUUUUUCGUCUAGUGAUUUUCCAAGUGCUUUCGCUCUAUGUGCUCUGAGUUUGAUUUUUCUUUUUAUGCUAUUUGAUUUGGGGAAGGACUGUCUUCAUGGGAAAAUAAUAUGGUUUAACCCACUAACUGCAUGCUGCAUGUUGGGUAAAUUGAAAACCCACAUGUGAAUCCUGGUCCAGGAGAAUUAUUUUCAUCUCAUGGAUAUUUUCUCUGCUUAUUGCAUAGUAAUGAGCUUCUGACAGGCGCGACCUUUCAUAAGACAACCCACAUUAUUGGCUUUCUGCCCACAAUAUUUCUGCAACACUAUCUGUGAUUGGUUAUCUUCCUAUCAUGCAUUGCUUCACAAGAAAAACGGCCCCUUUUUUUUUAUAAAAUCUACGAUGGCUGGCUGCAAUAUGCUGCUGUGUUGGUACUAGAAGUGCCUUUCCUGACGUCUCUGCUGCUUGGACCUGCUUGUAGAGAAACCUCUGCUUUUUGCCUUGCUUGCUACCAGCUAGACUGCAACGAGAGCUCAUCCACCCUUCGCAUCUAGUCCAGACAAUCCCCCUAUUUCUGUUCUUAAUCAAGAGAAAGCCCUAUGCAUCAAGCACUGCAUUAUGCUGUUUUUAUAGUAGUGAAAAGAGAACAUUUCACGAAAUAUUAAGCUCUAUGCUGCCGGGAAAUUAAGGAGAGACAGAGGGAGUAGUGAGAGGGAGAAAAAGAGAGAGGAGAAUCCUUGAUUAUUGUUCUACAUCGCUGCAUCUCUCCAUGCCAAAUUAAUCAAUACCGAUUGCACCACAAAACCCAAUUGCCAAUUCAGCUUUUCGGAGAUUACCUUUCAGUCAACUUUACUGAACAGCUUGGAAAGUCUGUGUCAGCAGAGGGUCUGCCACGUUCUCAUGCUUGCAUAUUUGGGCUCAAAACCGGAACUUCAUAUAGGUUACUGAGAGCACCGUUUAAGCUCCAGGCCGUCUAUUUAAAGCUUUUUGUGGGUGAUCGUAACAUUUCACAAUACAUAAUCUGUAUUAUUUAACAGGUUGUUCUGGAAGCUCAAAAGUGGGACAUCUGUAUGCUCAUAUUUAGAGCACAACUGUUUGAUAUACAAAAAAAAAAAAAAGAAAUCAACGACAAAAAAAAAAUCACAUACAAUAAGACAGUUGGAGUUAAGUUUUUUUUUUUUACCACCGGCCGUAUACCUGUUCUGGUUUUAUUUCCUUUCUUUGAACAUUUUUAACUACGGUAUCUGUACAUUUUAACUAUGGCUGUUAGUGUGGCACCGAUGCGGGACACAAAAUGGCUGACUUUGGAAGUAUGUCGAGAGUUCCAAAGAGGAACUUGUUCCAGGCCUGACACAGAAUGUAAAUUUGCACACCCAUCGAAAAGCUGCCAAGUUGAAAAUGGACGAGUAAUCGCCUGCUUUGAUUCUUUGAAAGGACGCUGUUCACGGGAGAACUGUAAAUAUCUCCAUCCACCACCACACUUAAAAACGCAGUUAGAAAUAAAUGGCCGGAAUAACUUGAUUCAGCAGAAAAAUAUGGCCAUGCUAGCCCAGCAAAUGCAGCUAGCCAAUGCGAUGAUGCCUGGUACUCAGCUACAACCCGUGCAAAUGUUCUCAGUUGCCCCGAGCCUAGCCACCAAUGCAACAGCCUUUAACCCAUACCUGGGUCCUGUUUCUCCAGGACUUGUACAAGAAAUCAUGCCUACUACACAAAUGCUUGUUGCCGGGAAUCAUGGCGUUGGAAUGCCAACUGCUGCCGCGGCAGCUGCUCAGAAACUCAUGAGGACAGACAGACUGGAGGCCAGCUACAAUCAGGCAGCUGCAGUGCGAGCUUCCCCGCGUUGCCCAACCAAUGACCUCAACCCUGAUGUGGAGGGAGCACCCUCUUUAUGGGUGAGAGGUAAUUCAGUCUCCAUGCCAGCUCAAUCCUGGGCCUGUCCUGAGCAGAGACUGCCAUUAAUGCCAAAUUAUGUGUGGUGGUUAUGUGAUGUGGACUCCUGCACUCUGGGAACUGAGCUGAGACCAGCAAACUCAUUUCACUUAGGACAUCAAGCUGGACUUGACCCCCGGUCCCAGAAGAGAAAGGUAUGUCGAGAAUACCAACGCGGUAACUGCAAUAGAGGAGAAAACGAGUGCCGAUUUGCUCACCCGGCUGAGAGUGCAAUGAUAGAUGCCAAUGAUAACACAGUCACUGUGUGCAUGGAUUAUAUAAAAGGAAGGUGUUCCAGAGAAAAGUGCAAAUACUUCCACCCUCCAGCACACUUGCAAGCCAAGAUAAAGGCUGCUCAAUACCAGGUCAACCAAGCUGCAGCUGCUCAGGCAGCAGCCACUGCAGCCGCCAUGACUCAGUCGGCUGUCAAAUCACUGAAGCGACCCCUCGAGGCAACCUUUGACCUGGGAAUUCCUCAAAAUGUACUUCCCCCUUUACCAAAGAGGCCUGCACUUGAAAAAACCAAUGGUGCCACCGGAAUGUUUAAUACGGGUUUUUUCCAGUACCAGCAGGCUCUCGCCAACAUGCAAUUACAGCAACAGGCGGCCUUUUUUCCUCCAGGCUCAAUAUUGUGCAUGACACCCGCUGCAAAUGUUGUUCCCAUGAUGCACGGUGCAGCUCCGGCUACUGUGUCUGCAGCAGCAACAUCUGCCACAAGUGUUCCCUUCGCUGCAACAGCCACAGCCAACCAGAUACCCAUAAUAUCUGCAGAUCAUCUGAGUAGUCACAAGUAUGUUACACAGCUUUAGAGAUUGUGUUCCGAUACAAUCAGAGCAAGGAGAAACGGACAGUGUGCUUGAAAAACAAUACAGGACAAGGCCAUAAUAUGCAUAGAGGCAACACACAAAAUCCCCAUCAUGAAACAUUUGCAUCUUGCAUGCUAAAUGAUGACAAGAUGAACAUGGGAUCCCAUUUCGCAAUGUUGAAUAUCUAAUUUUGUACAUUCAAUUAAUAUUUGUGCUAAAGUGAACUUCUUCUCCAAAUCUCCAGCAUACCCUGUCUUGUCUGACACAGAGGUUUGAAUACAUACAUGUCCUUGUUACAUGCACCUCUCAACUAUGUUCACCUUUUUCAGGUAGAAAUGUCAGACUAUAACAUAACCAUCAAUCUCCAAUGUAUUGGUACGUCUGUAGACCAAGAUUAGGAUUUUCUUUUUUUUUUUUUUUUUAAGUAUCUUUAAUUUCAAGGUUUACAAAUAACAAAAGAUGCACCUUUUGUUUUCUUAGAAUUGCCAAGGUAACCGAGAGAAUGCAUGCAAUGUAGUUUUUGGUUUAUAAAGGAUAACAGGCUAAUGUGCCAAGCAAACCACAGUUAUGUAUGCCUUAACCUUCAUAGUGCCUGAGUGGGGGCUGCAAUGUCUCCACUGGCACUGAAAGGGUUAACACACAUUAAGGCUUUAAGUACGGUAUUACUAAAUAUACUCUUGAAGUGCCAUUGAUGGUGCAUAGGUUAGAUUGUUCCUUUGGCAGUGUUAUUUAAGGAGCCACAUAUUUUUUUUAUCUUAUUUUUUUUUGUGUGUGUGUGUGUGUGUGUUAUUCUAGACAAGGCAAAAAGGCACUAUUGCAUUUUAUUGAAUUUCCAAAGCCAAAGUUAUAACAUAAUUCAUUUAUCUGAUGGUAAGCUGUGAGAAUGACAUCACAAAAAUGCAAUCCUUUUAUGUAAUUGUUAAGCUAAAUAUGCAAUUUUAAAUUACUAUAUAUUGUUCUGAUGCAUUUAAUUCAAUUUGGUGUUAAGAUUCUGGGGUGUUUUCCUAGGAAUUUGAAAAGUUUGAAGUAAAGUAAAACCAUUAUUCACAGAAUUAGGUGGAAGAAGGAAUCAAAACCACAAAAAGUUGAUUCCGGACAACACCAUUCAUCAGUUAAUCAGGUCCACUUCUUGAUGAUGUCACUCGCUUGCACUAUCUUCCUUCAUUUUCAUCAUGAAGCAUUUUCAGACAAGCUUGGAAUUCAUUCAUACGAAACAUUGUUUUUUGCAAGAUAUCGAACAGUUCAUUUUUCUCAGAUAGCCUUUAGACAUGAUAGAUCUAGCUGUUUUUCCUAGGUAGUAAGCAGGUAAAACUCAUUACAGUUAAGAAUACAAGGUAAGUGUAGGGCAAGUAAUUGAAUGUGAGUCAUUUCAAUUGCUCAGUAGUUUUCUGUGGGUAGUUAUUUCAGCCAAACCAGAAAGCAUCUAAUAUAUUUUCAUGCACAUUUAAAGUAUAAACCAAUCUAAAAAUACUUCAGAUGGCAAAAAUCCUCCUGUUCAACUACUUCUACAGAUCAUAUAUUUUGGCUAAAAUUAGCAAAUUCCUUAUCACUUCUUGACAGCUAACAUUUUAUUGAAAUAAUCUCUCAGUUUCUUCCUAAGAGGAGCAAAAUCUGACUGAAACACAUGAGGAUUCUGAUAUUUGGGGUGUGUGUGGGGUGUCUUACAUUAAAAAGCCCUUUUGCAAACUAAUACAAAAAAGUAAAGUAAAUCAGCAGUGA